GGCGUACUCCACCGUGCAGAGGGUGGCCCUGGCCUCGGGGCUCGUCCUGGCUGUGUCGCUGCUGCUGCCCAAGGCCUUCCUGUCCCGCGGGAAGCGGCAGGAGCCGCCGCCGGCGCCCGAAGGACCCUGUGACCCUGUUUGUACUACCUGAAUCCUGCCUGCUCAGCUAUGGUUGAUUGGAAAGGAAUGCACACCUACUUAAGAAAGUUGGGUCGCUUUCCACCUAUGAUGCAUCAUCACCAGGCACCCUCAGCUGGUCAGAGUCCUGGGGCUCGUUUCCAGAGGUCCCACCUUGCAGAGGCAUUUGCAAAGGCCAAAGGAUCAGGUGGAGGAUCUGGAGGAGGAGGUAGUGGAAGGGGCCUGGUAGGGCAGAUUAUUCCAAUCUACGGUUUUGGGAUUUUCUUAUAUAUAUUGUACCUUCUAUUUAAGCUUUCAAAGGGGAAAACCACUGCAGAAGAUCAGAAAUGCUCUACUACCACAGCUGGAAACAACCACAGGAAAAUUACCAAUUUUGAGCUUGUUCAACUGCAAGAAAAACUGAAGGAGACAGAAGAAGCCAUGGAAAAAUUAAUCAACAGAGUGGGACCUAAUGGUGAGAGCAGAGCACAGACAAUGACUCCUGACCAAGAAAAACGGUUGCUGCAUCAGCUCCGAGAAAUCACCAGAGUCAUGAAAGAAGGAAAAUUCAUUGACAAACCCACUCCAGAGAAAGAAGCUGAGGAGGCCCCUUACAUGGAGGACUGGGAAGGUUACCCUGAAGAGACUUAUCCAAUUUAUGACCUUUCAGAUUGCGUCAGGCGUAGGCAAGAAACAGUCCUGGUGGAUUACCCUGAGCCAGAAGAGCCCUCUGCUGAAGAAAUUGCUGAAAGAAUGGGAGUGCUAGAGGAAGAGGCAGGCCUUCUGGGCUGGGAAAUGCCCACUGACCCCACAGCCCAGGGAGCUCAUUCUGUUACCUCCUGUGACCCAAAGCCAGAAAUGUGUGCCUGCUGUUUUCAUGAAGAAGAGGAUCCCACUGUUCUGGCAGAGAAUGCUGGAUUCAGCACAGACAGUUGCAGUGAGCCUGAGGAACCCACCAUAGACCUGUGGCCCCGGGCCUUUGGUGGUGCCGGGCUGGGCCUCAGCACUGAUGAAGCAUGUACAGGCGGCACACUGAGGAAGCGGAACCCCCAGGGUGUAGAGUGAAGACAGCCAGUUUGGUGAAGUAUCCAUGACUCUAGUUUCAAGGUGACCCUUCUCUUUAGAUUUCAUCCUUGGCCCUGUGCUCAGUCCUUCAUUCUCUGUGUUUAAGUACUAUAGCCAGUCAGGCCACCCCCAUGGAUAUUGAGUAUCCUUGCUGAUGCUCACAUACCUGUCACCUUGGGAAACAUCAUAGAGAUUAGUAUGAACACAAGGCAGUGUCACUGUUUCUCUUCCUGCCUUCCUCUCAUCAGAGUUGAUUCACUGAGUGAUUGUUUGCUCUGUCGUGUCCUCAGGGGCAGAGGUCUGGCCCUUAUGCUGGCAGUAACAGAUGGCUUACCUGUGAACGAACACCAGCUUACACAUGAUGACGAUUUAAGAUUGCAAGAGUGCAGAGUGCAGAGUCCAGUUCUCUGGACCUCUAGCAGGUUAGUGGUCCCCUGGGUUGAAGAAGAGAACAUUUUGUUUGUGGGGAUGAUGGGGCCAGAGCAGGUAGGGUAAGACUUUGCUGUCUGAGCUGAAGCCCCUUCCUCGAUGUGGAGCAUUAAUGCCUCCUCAGGUAUCUGCUUUACUCUGGAGUAGCAGAAGAUUCCCACUGACCUUAGAAUGAGCCCAGAGGCCUGUUGGGGACUGGUUUGCUCUGAUAUUGCCUGGAUUUCUAGCUUCCUUUAUCCUUGUUCUGCCUAUCAGAACUGCCAAACCCAAAAGCAUCUUUGUACCUCUGGCCUUCAGUGUCCAGGGAAAGCUUUAGAUAGAGACUUCAGUCCUUGUUGUGCAGAGCCAAGGCCUGAGGCUCUGAGGCUGCUGCCCAUAAGUGUGGUCCUGCUCAGAGAUGCUCAGGCCAGGGGGCCAGAGAUGAGGAGAGAACUGUUCACUUUUGGCCUGGAAGCUGUUUCUGAAUGUUUUGUGUCCUCUGGGAGGUUUGUUCUCAUAGCCAUAUGAAUUGAAACAAGUGAGGACUGAGCUUGGAGACAGUGUGCCAGCCCAACGGGGCAGCUGAAGAGUGUGUCUGUUGGGGAGAACCAAGUGCCCAGAGGAAGAGACCACUUGUUCUACAUUCCGAUAUCUGAAUCUUUUGAGAGAGCUGGAGAAGCUAGGAGGCAGGUUAGGACUGGGAGGAUUUUGACCAACUAAAAGUCCAGUUUCUCACCUGCCAUCUGUCAUGUCUUCUUGAGACAAGAUGGCACCCAUGCAUUCUGUCAGGUAAGGGUGAGUGAAUUCAGUUUACAUGAUUUAAUACCCAGUCAGGAAAUGUGGAAGACUUGAAAAUUAAGAAAUUAUGUAAAGGGAGAUAUGGCUUUUAGAGUUCCAUUGUUCCUCGCACGAGUGAGAUGCAAGGAAAAUAGUUUAAAUCACACACAGAAGCAUACAGAUUGCUGUCAGAGGGUGUGGGAUAUUAAGAUAAUGUGUCAGCUGCUGCUAGGUCUAUCUUGUUAGUGAACUACAGUGAAGUCACUGAAGACUGGGUCUAUAGAAAGUAUACUGCAUCUAUCUGGAACAUUUGAUUCACUUUGAAGACUGCAGUUUAAAAUGUACUGAAAAUGAUCUAGAUAUAAUGGUAAAGGCGAAAAAUAAUCUAGGUGCUCUUUACUGUUUUGAUGUUGUUUUCUGUUACUUCCCUUCUUUUACUGUGAGGGGCUGAUUUAUGAGGAGUCCUGGAUCCCUAGCAAAUUUGUCACUUUAGGAUGUGAUUCCUUAUGAGAGAUGUAUUUAUUCACUUGUUCUUUUAGCAGACAAUGCUGUGAACUAGGCAGUGGGAACAGAAGGCUCAAUUCCUACCUUUAAAGAACUCAGUUUAAUGUGGGAGCCUUAUCCAACUUAUUUUUUAAAUGAAAUGUGAAAGGGCUCAAGAUUGUGAAUUCUGCAGGCAGAGAAAUGUCGGUCAUGAUUUCAUCCCUUCCUGCUCUAGCUAUAGAAUCGUGUUGGCUCCUCAAACCCUUCUGAUCCCAGCUUUCUCAUCUCUAAUGUAGGGGAGUAAAAGUCCAGGUUUCACAGUGGUUGUGAAUAUAUGCAGUCAGCAGUGCCUGUAAAACAGCAUUGGUCCUAGCUCGUAUGUGAUAACCUCUUAGUAAGUGGUAGCAAAUUUACUUUUAUUGUACAGGGUUCUAUGGUGUAACUGAAAUUUGGACCCAAAUGUACAAGAGCACAGGAAAGAGAUAGUCUUUGCCAAAGUAAUUCCACAGAGGAGGUGGGUCUUGAGGCAUGCUAAGAACUUCUCCAGGUGGGAAGGGAAGAGAAAGGACAUUCUUGGCAGGAAGAGGGGUAGUGGAGAAAGCAGUGGGGUGUGAAAGUAUGUGGAUGCUCAGGUAUUUUGAGGCUGGUAUGUAAGGUGUUGCAUAACCAACUCUUUAUUUUGAAUGUUAACCUUUGGGGGAAAUUGGCUUAUGUGAACAGUUCCUGCCAGAAGUACUGAGACCUCAUGAUGGCUCUUGCUACCCUAGUUCUUGGUUGGCUUAUACAAUAGGAAUAUAUUAAUGUAUUUAUAUCUCAGAAGUUUUGAUGCAGUUUUCAAUCAUUUCAGAUUAGAUGGUCCUUUUUGGAUUUUCCAGAGUUUUUUUGUCCUUCAGGGAUGACAAUUAUAUGUAUAUAUAACUGAGUAUGACCAAAAUCAUGGGACUGGUUUUUGUUGUUAUGCCUGCUCUCUUUCCUGAUGCUCUUCAUUUCUCAGAACUGGUCUGGGCUGUGAACUUGAUCAGUCCUCUGGCACUAGGUCUUCAGGGCCCUUUGGGCACUGUGGCAGAGCACGAAGGCGCCCCUCUGGGAGCAGGUGCUUGGCCUGGGAAACAAUUGCGUCACUUGAGACCACACUUGGCAAAUCAGGUGGACAGUCCAAGCCAAGAGAGACCCCCUUUCCUGAUCAUAACGGAGCAUAAGGAAGGCCCUCUGUGAGCUCCAGCCCUAGGCUCCAGGGAGGUGCAGUGAGGAGUGGGGGAUAUCUGGCCUGGAGCAGAGAUGGCCUGUGAGAACCACACACUGCACCUUCUGUGAUUUGGGUGAUCAACUUAGGGUCCCACCUGCAAUACUCUGGAACAAGGGAACUUUAAUAAUCAUGCCAGGAUAAUGGGGGUAAACCAGGACUGUCUUGGACAUAUGGUCACCCUGCCCAUUCCUACUUAAGGUUUGCCCUCAGCCUGACCACCAAACAACCAAAACCUCUUUUCAGUAAUACCCUGUGCAUGCCAUUUCCCCCAGGGGCAGAACCAAGCAGCUAGGCCAUGCGUUAGGCACGAGCUGCACUUUAACACAGAAAAACUCCAAAGCUGGCGUAAAAAAUAAACCAACCUUGCUUAUACACUCUUAAAUUCCCCCUCAAUCCAGACUCUUAAUAGAGCAAUAUUAUUUCUCUAUCCAGCAAUAGAGAAAAAGCAUGACAUAUCCAUGCCUUGACUACUUUCAUACAAACCUUUUCUAACCUUUCCUCAUGAAUUGGGAGUAACACCCACUGUGCAGAGUUGGCAUGACUAAAUGAGAGAUGGUUUAAGAAGUGUCUGUCCCAGUGUGUGGCAAGUGCUAGAUGGGAUAGCAGCCUCACUCUGCCACCAAGUCCUGUUGGGCUAUUGUUUGACAACUGACAGCCAGGAAAUGGCCCAGUACCCAGGGUUCGGCCAUCUGGGUAACUUUAGUUUUGACCACUUCCCUCAGAAGCAGACUUAGCUUUCAUGUCUGCUUCAGAUUGGCCACAGGAUGAAAAUUUCCAAGCAUGUCCAAGUCCUGCUUAAGUAGGUUGGGCACUGCACAGGGCAGAGGAGUCAAGGAAGGGGCUGAUCUUCCUGUUAUUUCUACCUUAUUCAUCUCUAGGGCCAUUUUUGUUCCCAAGGGCUGGGACACUUAGAAACCAGCAGCCCAUUCUUCCAGCUGACCCUGCAGAGGUCUGCUCCAACUUAAGCACCUUCUAUUUAUUUUUCCAGCCCUUCCCAACUUUUGCCUAUGGUUCUGACCAUCCUUAUACUUGAAAAGCAGAGCCAGAGGGGAGACAGUUUUGGUCCAUGUAUCAUUAUUUCUAAACAAGCUAUGAUCCAGAAGGGAUGAAUGGUAUAGGGGGAAAAGCAUACACAGCAGUGUUAAAACAGUUCAAGUUUAAUUUGUUGAUAUAUGGUCUGUACUUAGACAAACACUAAAUUCUACAACAUACAUAGUGUCAACAUGGGAAAAUACCAACUUUGUCAUUGCACAUACCAAAGAGUUUAUUCAAAAAGUCACUUAAUAAAAGCACAGUUUUUGCAAGUUCAUCUAAAACUCCAGAUAAUUUUGAACAAAAAUAAAAUGACCACUCUAAAAUAGGAAAAGACAGUCUUGUGCAAACAGACACACACAUUCUAGGCAUUAUGAAAACUGGCUAAAUAUAUGCUCCCAGCAAGUCCCCUUUGUCACCAAAUGCAGGAUUAAAGAGGCCAGAGUUGGCUUUCCUUUCUAAGCCCUUGUAAGUCAUCCUCUAGGAAACUCUGGAUCUUGGCCUAAGCUCCAGCUCUGCCUGGACCUGAUGGGGGAGGGGAGAGUAGAACAGAAGAGGAAAGGGUGUGACAUCCUUCUUGGGAAAGAAAAAAGGCACAGUGAUGAGCUAGAAAAGGUAGUGAGGAGAGCAAGAGUCGCCUUCAUGCACCCUGAAUCCUACUGCAGGCUUUGACAGCCCAGCCUUCUUACCUUGUAGAUGAGAACAGAGACCUAGAAAAAUUAUGUGGUUUGCUCAAAAUCCCAUGACUCCUCAGUGCAGUGGUGCUUUCUGUAAGAUGAAUGUGCCUCUCAACUUGGUUGGAAAAUUCAAAAUCCAAACCUAUCCCAAUACUUCUGCUGUGACUUUUCCCCUACAUCCUGAGAUAACAAGUACACAAGCCCAUCCCUCGACCUGUUCCUGGGAGUUACUACAGUUCUACCCGCCAGGGCCCAGGGCAGUUCGGGACCUCAGCCCUAGGCCCUGAGUGCAGGGGCACCACAGGGGGCUGCCUGGCAUCCUAAGUCACAGGGAUAUCUUGGUUGGCACAAGGGAUUCAAGAGGGGAAGGCCAGUGUUCCUUCAGUGAGGCAAACCAGGAACUACAUCUAGGAGAUGGAAUGUGUGCUUGCCUAAUGGAGCUGUGGGCACCUCUUAGUUUGAAAUCAUCACUGCUGCUUGUUAAAUUUAGAACUGCUUCUAAUAAAUGGUAUUUAUGUGCUA
This is a messenger RNA of Manis pentadactyla (Chinese pangolin), 6327 nucleotides long. It is a transcript of the gene RIC3, whose product is annotated as RIC3 acetylcholine receptor chaperone. Gene Ontology annotation, biological process: protein localization to cell surface; synaptic transmission, cholinergic. Lineage: Eukaryota; Metazoa; Chordata; Mammalia; Pholidota; Manidae. The coding region runs from base 169 to 1182 and encodes 337 amino acids. Gene Ontology annotation, cellular component: neuron projection; intracellular membrane-bounded organelle; neuronal cell body. The transcript has 7 exons. The record is from RefSeq and is a predicted model, not a curated record.